Molecule: messenger RNA, 1137 nt
Organism: Pseudomassariella vexata
Lineage: Eukaryota; Fungi; Ascomycota; Sordariomycetes; Amphisphaeriales; Pseudomassariaceae
Exons: 4
Coding region: 1-1137 (378 amino acids)
Biological process (GO): inner mitochondrial membrane organization; cardiolipin acyl-chain remodeling
Cellular component (GO): mitochondrial membrane
Molecular function (GO): 1-acylglycerophosphocholine O-acyltransferase activity
Source: RefSeq, a predicted model, not a curated record
AUGACGAGCCAGCGGCUGUCGUUGCGGCAGCCAAGACUGCCAUGGCGUGCGACUUCGUCCUUCGUCAUGGGCGUCACGGGCAUGCUGUCGAGGGGCUUUUUAUACGGUCUAAAUACGGUUGAAGUCACCGGCCUGCAGAGGUUUCUAGAUAUUCUAGACAAAAGAAAGGAUCCCGAGAAGAGAGAGAGGGGUCUCAUAACGGUCUGUAAUCAUAUCAGCGUGAUGGACGAUCCCCUCAUAUGGGGAGUACUGCCCUUGCGCUAUCUUUUCAACCCAUCGAACAUGAGAUGGGGCCUCGGUGCUCACGACAUAUGUUUCAAGAACCAGGCGCUUUCGACUUUCUUUAGCCUCGGCCAAGUCCUACCAACUCAUCGACUACUCUACUCCCCUCACGGCGGUGUCUUUCAACCCACAAUUCCCGAAGCCAUCCGGCUACUCUCAUCGCAGCCCUUCUCUACCCCUAAGGCACAGGAAACCACAUCGCCAACGGCCUCCUCUGCUUCAAUCCCGGACCCAUUCACCUCAGGCGGCCUCACCUACACCACCACGGGCACUGACUCCCACCCGGCGCCCUCCAUCUACGCCCGCAACCGUCACAGCUGGGUGCACGUCUUCCCAGAAGGCUGCACGCAUCAAGACCCUCGCAAGUCCCUCCGCUACUUCAAAUGGGGUCUGUCGCGGCUGAUCCUCGAGAGCGAGCCCAUGCCCGACGUGCUGCCCAUGUUCAUCGACGGCACGCACGACAUGAUGUCCGAAGAUCGCGGUUUCCCACGCUUCGUGCCCCGCGCCGGCGCCAAACUGCGUGUCGCCUUUGGCGAACUCCUCGACGCCGAGCGGGCUUUUGGCGACCUGCGCGCGCGGUGGCGGGAGCUGGUCCGGAGAGAGGAGAAGAUGAUGAGCAGCAGUGCGCAGGUGGUCAGGGGUGAGCUGAGCGAUGAGUUGAAGUAUGGGAAGGAGGCGGUGGAGUUGCGGGUCGAGGUUGCAGUGAGGGUCAGGAGUGAGAUGGAGAAAUUGAGGGUCAGUUUAGGGUAUCCCGAGGAUGACCCUCAGUUGGGACUGGCCGAGACUUGGGCUAAGGAGCCGGCAGAAAAGGGGUUCAGGAGUAAUGUUGAUGGUAGUUUGGUCAAAAAGGAGUGA